This is a messenger RNA of Loxodonta africana (African savanna elephant), 839 nucleotides long. RefSeq lists its product as uncharacterized. The record is from RefSeq and is a predicted model, not a curated record. The transcript is spliced from 5 exons. The coding region runs from base 1 to 807 and encodes 268 amino acids. NCBI's taxonomy places the organism in Eukaryota, Metazoa, Chordata, Mammalia, Proboscidea, Elephantidae.
AUGGCCCCGCCCCGGAGUGCGAAUAUAGCGGCCGCCCGCGGGCUGUGGGGCUGUGAGGACCCGAGUCGCUGGGUCGUCCUGGCGCAUCACGGGGAGGUGGUGUGGGCGCACGCGGGCUCCCAGGGCCGGCUGGAGGCCCUGGAUCGGUGGUAUCAUAAGGAGUUGCUCGUGGCCGGGAGUGGGUGGAGUUCGGGGGAGAAGCACGUGACGCGAGACGAGCUGGAGCGGCUGCUGACGUGGAAGGUUGCGCAGCUGGUAGCCGCCAAUCCCCCGGAGCUCGUGGUGCGGUGCUCAGCCGCUGCCUUCCGCCUCCUGCCCGAUGUGCUGACGGCCGUCACAGAGCUGUGUGCCCGCCGCAGUGUGGGCGCCGCCACAGCCUCAGCAGUCCUGGCAGCUGGAGCUCCUGAGGCAGCAGACUUCAUGUCCCAUGAGGCGGUGGCCAGGGUGUCUGGCCUGCCUGCCCAGCAGUACAUCCUCCAGCACUACCGGCUGUACCUGGGCCAGAUGCAGGAUCAUGCCAAGGCUUUGAGCCAAGGUGAGGGGACAUCGGUGGGCAGGAGGGCGUCCAGGGCUCCGGUGGGAGUGUCCAGAGGGCAGGGGUGGCUAGCAUUUAUGGGCCCAGACUCCCUCUGCUCCUUCCCAGCCAGUGCCUCUGGGCCACGGACCCGGCAGCCCGCGGAGACAGCACUGUGGACCUGGGCCGUGGGGCGGAAGAUGUGCCCGGGCCUGCUGCCUGACCUCAGCCCUGGCACGGUCAACAUCCAUGUCAUCAGGCCGGCCAAGAGGCGUAGGACCCAGGCCGAUUGACUUGAGCCAUGGAGGAACCUGCUGCCUUGAUG